UAAAUGGGGACUAUGUUCAGCUCUCAGUCACUGGAUCAGAUUCGGAUCGACGAGCACUGAGUUUCACGCCAUCGUGGGUCUUUCUAACAUCGACAUCAUGAGUCCUACAACACAAGCUCUGCUGAUCUGCGUGGUUUUCCUCUGCGGGCUGGCGGACGCGGUGCUCGCUCUGCACGGACACUGCGCCGACAAUCGGUGUUUUGUGCUUUUACGCGAAUCCCAGGACUUUCCGGGGGCUCGGACAAGCUGCAGGGACACGGAGGGACAGCUGCUCGCGAUCAGCUCUGAACAAGCGGAGGAGACAUUAGCGGGUCCACUGAGCGGACAUAGCGGGAGUUUCUGGCUGGAGCUGCAGGGCACCGGCAGGAAGCCAGAGGAAGCCCCGGCAGAUCUUGGAAACUGCUCCUCCGUCUCCGUGUCGGGGAAAGGGAACAUCCUGGUGUCCGGGAAGCGGUGUCGCAACGUGCUGGACGGGUUUCUGUGCCAGUACACUUUCCAGGAGCCUUGCAGUCGCAUCAAGCCGGACGGGGGCGCACAGGUGAGGUAUACCACCCACAUGGGGUUCGACGUCAACGAGUCUGAAGUGUUUCCACCAGCAACCACCGCUGUGGCGGACAAGGUCGGUGGGAAACAUCUGGACUCGAAACAUCUGUGUUUCUCUGGGGGGUGGAUGCGCGCUCCCUGGAGCUGUGAGGUGUUCAAGGGCGGGUGCGAGCACAGCUGCAACCAAACAACACGCACCUGCACCUGCCCCGAGGGACGAGCCCUCCACCCCAACGGCAUCACCUGCGCCCAGGUCCCGUCGGAUGUCUCUCCUCUACCCGUCCUCUCCUGCCCCGGGGGCCACAAGCCGGCGCAGGACGGGAGAAGCUGCGUGGACGUGGACGAGUGCACGGAGGGGGGGGAGGACCCGUGCACAGCCGAGGGCCAGGAGUGUGUGAACACAGAUCGAGGGUUCGAGUGCAGGUGCAGAGGCGGCUUCGACAUGGAGGACGGGGCGUGCGUAGACGUGGCGAUCUGCUCGAAGUGCGAGCACAUGCGGUGCGUGAAGCCCACCGGGGUGUACGAGUGUGCGUGCAGGAAAGGGUUCCGGGUGUCAGACCAGGACACCACCAAGUGCGAGCGACACUGCACCGAGAGGGACUGCGAGGCCGUGUGCACGGAGGUCGGGGAUGUGCAGGACCCGGAGAUGCGACACUGCGAGUGCCCCGAGGGCUACAUCCGAGACGGCGGGGUCCUCUGCACGGACAUCAAUGAGUGUGACACGGAAGGGCAGUGUGACCACAAGUGUGACAACGUGUUCGGUGGAUUCAGGUGUUCGUGCUACGAGGGCUUCAGGCUGCAGGGGGACUCCACGUGUGUGCCAACCGAGGAGGUGGAGGGUGAGUCAGGCGAUCUUCCUCCAAGCCUCAUACCGGCCACGGCUCACCCGGCCGCGGUGCCCUCUUACAUCCGGACCGGCAGCGUCCUGGGCAUCACCGUGUUCAUGGCACUGUGCGCGGCGCUGCUGUGCCUGCUGGUGCACACCGUGGUGAAACGCUGCGGCAGGUUCGAGCUCUCCUCCUUCAGACGACCGGACAUAGAUGUCUUCUACCUGCAGCAGGUGACCACGGAUACCUACAAGAGGCUGUCCUUCGACAAACAGUUCAAAAGUGACGUGCAAAGACUGUGAUCUGG
Limanda limanda (common dab) is the source of this 1677-nucleotide messenger RNA. RefSeq names its product thrombomodulin-like. Gene Ontology annotation, molecular function: calcium ion binding; transmembrane signaling receptor activity. Bases 98 to 1672 code for a protein of 524 amino acids. NCBI's taxonomy places the organism in Eukaryota, Metazoa, Chordata, Actinopteri, Pleuronectiformes, Pleuronectidae. The record is from RefSeq and is a predicted model, not a curated record. The transcript has a single exon. Gene Ontology annotation, cellular component: membrane.